CGAUCUUCUCGCUAAGUCUGCAACUAAUGGUCAAAUCAAGGCAAAGACACUUGACGGCAGCACUUGAAAACAACUCAAAUACUGAGUUGUAUUUGAAUGAAGAUGAAGAUUGGGUUAUAGUUAAAAAGCAAAAAGUCACCAUUCUGGUUCCAAGUCUACCUACAGCUAAUAAGUCCACUAUGCCAACUUUGGGACCAAGUCAACGGCAAGCUUCGCCCAGAAAAGCAAUUAACAAACAAUCGCAAUAUUCAACUGAUGCAUGUUCCAAGAAACCUAUAGUUGAUGAGCAAGAGAAGUCUGCAUCAUUGGCUCCAAAAAGAGGUAUCCACAUUGCCAGAAAAACUCCUAAUCUGUAUGUUCCAGCCAUAGCGAAACCACCAUUGGUAGAUUCUAGAAUGGAACCAGAAAAUCCAGUUCACGCUCGUGGCUCUGUCUCACGUUAUACACUUGGGGUAAUGGACAUGUCAAGAACUAUUAGGUGCUCAAGAACUUUUCAUGGUAUCAGUGGUUCACUUGAUAGGAGCAUGUUGCUGAAUCAAAGGCUGAGGGCAUUAAAUCUUGAGAGGAAACUACAAAAAGCUGGUGGUUUGAGUAGGUGGUUAGCAUCGCUAGGACUGGGACAGUUUGUUAGGCUUUUCCAGCGGAAGAGUAUCAAUAAAUUUCAGUUGGUGAAUCUGAACAUGAAGAAGCUCAAGGAUAUGGGUGCGGAUGCAGUUGGUCCACGGAGAAAGCUUAUGCAUGCUAUUGAAUGUGUCUGCCAGCCAUAUUGUUUUGAGGCCUUGUAAAUAUUCCAAGCAUCUAGAGCAAUUGGCAAACCCACAGACAAUGCAAGAGCAAUUUAAUUCUGUUGUAAAUGUUCCAUCUUGUUUGAUUCUGAAGCAUAGUCUCAAGUAGUGGACAUAAUAUCUUGCAAAUUGGUCCGAAGAGAGUUAAACGCCACGCCUUGCUGCUAGCUUGUAUUUGUAUUAGACAAUCAUUUGCCUUUUGUAAAUAUCAAGUUGGCUGCAAAUCAUAACUUGCAAUCAGGUAGCUGCUGUACCCCUUACACGCUUAUUGUUUUCUAAUUAUCACUUGAAAAUCUGGGCAGCGCUUCAUUGAGCAAGAUGUGUUGGGACUUGCUUCAUUAUCAUCCAGGAUAUGACAACAAUGCAAUUGCUAUUUUUGACUUACAGUUUUACACCCUGCAGAUGCUGCAUAUUUUUUUCUUGCCUUUUCCCACGUCCUAUUUAUGUCAAAUGUUUGUAACUCACAGUUAUCCCUUUCCAUCCUGGUAUCAAAACCAGUAAAUGUAAGCAGAUGGGCAGUG
This is a messenger RNA of Pistacia vera, 1306 nucleotides long. RefSeq lists its product as uncharacterized. The transcript has 2 exons. Bases 27 to 785 code for a protein of 252 amino acids. The record is from RefSeq and is a predicted model, not a curated record. Gene Ontology annotation, molecular function: protein binding. Lineage: Eukaryota; Viridiplantae; Streptophyta; Magnoliopsida; Sapindales; Anacardiaceae.